This is a messenger RNA of Cladophialophora yegresii CBS 114405, 1005 nucleotides long. Its product is annotated as alpha-ketoglutarate-dependent 2,4-dichlorophenoxyacetate dioxygenase. Gene Ontology annotation, molecular function: oxidoreductase activity. The coding region runs from base 1 to 1005 and encodes 334 amino acids. Lineage: Eukaryota; Fungi; Ascomycota; Eurotiomycetes; Chaetothyriales; Herpotrichiellaceae. The transcript is spliced from 3 exons. The record is from RefSeq and is a predicted model, not a curated record.
AUGGGCAGCUAUUCUGAAGAGCCAGAGUUCAAAACUCUUAGUAUCAAGAAACUUCACCCUACCUUCGCGGCCGAGGUCGAGGGCGUCAACUUCCAGAACCUGUCCGAUGAACAGUUUCAGGAGAUUUUUGCCGCUAUGGCCAAGUAUGGCGUUUGCAUGUUCCGCAGCACUGGUCUUUCCGACGAAGCGCAUAUUGCAUUCUCCAAACGGAUUGGUGAUCUAGACACAAUGAGACGGUACAUGGUUGAUGGCCGCAAGCCGAGAUACGGGCACUACGAACUAUUCGACGCAGGAAACAUUGACGACCAAGGCGGCGUGCUAGAUCCCAACAGUCCGCGAGCACACUACGGGAAGGGAAAUGCUUUGUUCCACGUCGACUCUUCGUUCAACCCUCGACGUGCGAGCUUCUCACUCCUCCGCGCGGUCCACAUCCCUCCACCCGGAAACGGCGGAAACACCGACUUUGCUGACUCCCGCACCGCGUGGGAUGAGCUGGACCCGGAGUUCCAGAAGGAACUGCUCGAGAAGGACUACACCGUCAACCACUCGAUCGCGCAAUCGCGAAAGCUGGGCUCGCCGGAGUUCUUCAAGGACCUCGACCCGACCAACGGCGGCGUGAUGGCCCGGCACCGCCUCAUCCAGACCCACGAACCCAGCGGCCGCCGGAACAUCUACAUCGCCGCGCAUUCCCACUCGAUCGAGGGUCUGCCCAAGGAGGAAUCCGACGCGUUGAUCAAGAAGCUGCUCGACCACGUGACGCAGAAGAAGUACACCACCAGCGUCGAGUGGAAGAACCCGUCGGACAUGAUCAUCUGGGACAACAGAUGUACUCUGCACCGCGCAAACGGGGGCACGUUCGAGGGCAAGUACAAGCGAGAUCUGCGGAGGACUACCGUGCAUGAUGACAGCAGCACGGCUUGGGGGUUGAAUGAAAAACAGGACACGGACGACUGGGUCGUCAAUCACUCCGCCACAAAGGCCGCAGCUCAGACGCAGGUCAAAUAG